Molecule: messenger RNA, 1734 nt
Organism: Trypanosoma rangeli
Lineage: Eukaryota; Euglenozoa; Kinetoplastea; Trypanosomatida; Trypanosomatidae
Exons: 1
Coding region: 1-1734 (577 amino acids)
Source: RefSeq, a predicted model, not a curated record
AUGUAUUUCUUUCAGGCGGAGAAGCAGGGCACCUACUUAGAGGGAUGGUCGAUGCGCCACUUCGCCUUUGACUCGCAGCGGCGCCACAUGUACUACACGGAGCGCGAGAAGCAUUCUCACCGCACCCCCCAUCACAGCCCUCACACCACGGGUGCCGCGCAGUGGUCCUCGCCGGACCAUGUCAUGCCGCCCUGGAAGAAAAAGUUUAAGGUUAGCCGGCUCGUGGUCGUCCCCACCGUGCACGAGUUCCACUUGGAUGACCCGCACCUGAAGGAGACGGACUUCUUCACGCUGGAGGUGCACGGCAGGACCCGGGCCCUCAGUAAGGAGGAACCGCCGAGGGAGCCGCUGCUGCUGUUGCCAGUUGACGACACGGUGCCGCUGAGUGAAGCCGUGGAAACAUCCUACCGUGACCCGUUCCGGCUGUCCCAGCUAUACGAAGUGCUGCGGGAUCAAUUCACUGCACUUCGUCGCAACCUGGGACUGCUUUCGACGCAGUCCGCCACGUCCAUCUCCUCCCAGUCUAUUUCGAGCGAAACGUGUCGUCCGCGUACACUUCAGUCCCCACGCAGCGCCUCCGCGAAGGAGAAGCACAUCAUCGCCAAUAUACGCUGCCGCUGCGAGGAAGAAUUCCGGCAGGUAUGGUACAUCGUGCAGAUGGUGCUGGGCUUUGACAGGCUGGACGUGCGCCCCUAUCGUGGCCUCCCGCCGUAUGACCCACGCAACGGUGUCCCGUUUGGGCACAUUCCCAUGCACCUCUGGCACACCUUCAAGGCGCUGGAGAAGUCGGUCUUUUACAUCUUUCUUCGUGGCGACCUUGUGGGCCGCGAUCACGAGGGGAAGGCGGAGGUGUCGCUGCCAGACGCGCAUCUCUGCAUCACGCACGACAUGUUGCUGGUGAUGCGUGACAAUGGAACAAUCCCGCGUUGGAUUCAUAUGCAGAAUAUAAAUACAUUUGAAUACAACACCGUCGCGAAGCGGCCUUUUUUUGCCCUCCUUACAGACGACCCAUCGCCAGACAUCCUCUUCAUCCCCAAGCCGCCGGAGUACGGCCCCGUCGCCAUCGAGGCUUUCUCCGGGGCAAAUGAGGUGAAUAGGGUGCGAUUUGUCCUGCGGGACACGUGUCUUGCAUCCACCGGCGUCCGCCGUGUGGCGGAGUUUGUCGACGCGAACUGGGCCACCAGCGUGCGUGCAUACUUCAACAAGAAGGAGGAGACACGCCGCUUCAAGUUUGUCCCCCUUGACGGCUUUGAUGAGUCCUUCAGCUGCCUUAUCCCGAAGGUGCACCUGGCGCGGGUGUGGCGCGAGGUUCUGCAGGAGCAAAUUUCGCGCUCGAUGGACGACGUGGCAGCCAUUCCGCUGGAGGCCGCCGGCGGCCACGCACUUCUUUCUGGCACCGACUUGUCGUCCAUGCGGCAGCAGCUAGACGUGGAGCGGGCCCACUCACACGAUGAGAUUGUUGGCAUGCCGCUGGACACGCUGCUCGGCCGCCGCCGCGAGCGGGUGGAGGCGUCGAUGGAGGGGCCAAAGCUCCGCCCCGACAGCUUCAGCCACAACCCCACGGCGGAGAAAGAGGUGGUCUACCAGGAGCCGGGCGCCCAGUACUUGAGCCACGAGGCCGCGACGCCGGCCCCCAAAACAGGCGCCACGCAGAACUUCGGCGUGGAGGGCAAUGUCGAGGCGCUCGUGAACGCGAGCUUCGCCGCCAUGGGAGUCGGCAAGCUGCAGAGUUAA